Messenger RNA from Actinia tenebrosa (Australian red waratah sea anemone), 1502 nucleotides. RefSeq lists its product as uncharacterized. The record is from RefSeq and is a predicted model, not a curated record. NCBI's taxonomy places the organism in Eukaryota, Metazoa, Cnidaria, Anthozoa, Actiniaria, Actiniidae.
AUGAAUACGAAAAGUAAGUAUAUUGACUUUUAUAAUUCGUGUUCAUCAGAUUUCMGCAGCUGCGCACAACGAUUUGCYGCUGGCUACACCAACAGCGGUAUCUACGAAAUCAUUACUCCAAACAAAAGCAAGAUCGACGUUUACUGUGACCAUGACAACGGAGAAGAUGAUUCAGGCUGGACGAUGGUCUUCAAGGCCGUAAGUGGUGUACCACUACAACAACAAGGUCCUUCAGUACUAUGGCUGUCAAACUCUCUUCUAGAAUCCUCGUCAGCAUCUUUACCCAUAAACAGCUCGUCCAGACAGCACUACAAAAACAGAAUCGUAGAACACUGGCAGGCAUUCAAUCCAACACAGGUUCGAUUGUCGUUGUACGAGAACAAGACAGAGGUUGUUCGUUUGGUAUUCAACGCCAAAGGAUCUACCAAGACCAACUGGUUUUCUCGUGAUCAUCUUCUAACAAGUCCUUGGACAGACAUACAUUCCCAGCCUGUCAACUACUUCUCCAUAACUGGUGAAAUAGGAGUUGAUGUGAGGCGAUCGUUUUACAUUAACAGUUUAUAUGACGGAUGUCCAGAUGACUUAGGAUGGAUGGCACUUAUAGAAUUGACUCCAGGAUGCUGCGCCUGGGAAAACCAUGAGAAGCCUACAUUCUCGAUACUGUACUCUCCAACCGGUAUCCGCGUUCAUUGGAACACCAAAGAUGCAGUGUCCAUCGCCGACAUGAUGGCCAUAUACGUACGAUGACCACGUGACAUGAUGCCACAUACAUACGAUGACCACGUGAUAUGUUAGUGAGAUACAUAGAUGACCACGUGAUAUGAUAGUGAGAUACAUAGACGACCACGUAAUAUUGACUAGAUACAUAAACAAUCCCGUGAUAUACUAUAGUGAGAUACUUUGAUGAUCACGUGAUAUACUAUAGUGAUAUACAUUGAUGACCUAGUGGUAUUUACUAGAUACAUGGAUGACCACGUGAUAUUGACUAGAUACAUGGAUGAUCACGUGAUAUAAUAGUAAGAUACAUCGAUGACCAAGUGUUAUGAUAGUAAGAUAUAUAGAUGACACCGUGAUAUCAUACUAGAAGAUCACGUGAUACAAAAAGUAGAAAACACACACUCGCACAAAUGUUUAGACCUGUCAAUAAAACUAAUGAACCAUAAACAUGACGACGUACGACUAUAUAGGAUUCUGGGAAAUUGGGUUCGCUCUUCAUUUCUUCUUCAUUUGGUUUUUUAAUUAUGUACAGCUAGAAUGCUGUGUGCCUCGUUUGAUUUUGAAAAAAUAUAACAUUCCUUAAGGCCCUAGCUAAACGAGGAAACACGUUACCAGAAACAUGUUUCCCGCGCGCAUGUUCCCGAUGAUUCCAAGUUUAGCUACAUGCGAAGCAUUGCUACGUGCAACAAAUUUUGCUUCCAAGACGCAAAAAUGUUUCUGCUGUGCGACAGAAACAUCUCAUGCUUCCAAGACGCAUGGAAACAAUGUUUCCCAAUGUUUCCUCG